Molecule: messenger RNA, 1134 nt
Organism: Mangifera indica (mango)
Lineage: Eukaryota; Viridiplantae; Streptophyta; Magnoliopsida; Sapindales; Anacardiaceae
Product: peptidyl-tRNA hydrolase 2, mitochondrial
Exons: 8
Coding region: 262-801 (179 amino acids)
Cellular component (GO): mitochondrion; cytosol
Molecular function (GO): peptidyl-tRNA hydrolase activity
Source: RefSeq, a predicted model, not a curated record
AUUAAUGUCCUAGCCAAGUCGCCAAGCCAGUCCACUCUUCUUCCUUGAUGCGAACAAACGAGCUCGUCACAUUCAUGUCUGCGUGAGCUUUAGACUGUCCGAUCCAGGUUGUAUUCUCGAUCUGCGGUCUUUAGAUGCAGCUACACGACUUUCUCGUUACUGGUGGCUGUUAUUGCUUGUGACGUAGAUUUGCUUUCUGCUUAUGCUUGAUUUUGGCUGCGACUUAAGUAUAGCUAGGGGCUUCAGUUGUGUUAGAAGACGAUGUAUCUGACAUGGCUGAGCACCAUUAUAGUCGGGGCAGGCUGCCUUGCUUUGGGAUACUGCAUUGGUAAACGUCCUGCUGGUAUCUUUUUUUCAGCCAGAAAAGCCAAAGCUGUUGCCAUUGCUUUAGAAAACAAGAAGAAUAAGGCCAAGGAGCCCUUCGAAAUUGAAAAGUUGGCUGAUAUUCUAGAUGAUUUUAAAAUGGUUUUGAUAGUGAGAAAUGAUCUUAAGAUGGGUAAAGGAAAAAUUGCUGCCCAGUGCAGCCAUGCAACUUUGGGUCUUUAUAAAAAGCUACUGCAUAGGGCACCUAAAGCUCUAAACAGGUGGGAGAUGUGUGCUCAACCAAAGGUGGUGUUGAAAAUUGAGAACGAGGAGGAUAUGCUAGUUUUGCAAGAGAGGGCAAAGUCACUUAAUUUACCAACUCAUAUCACAGUUGAUGCAGGGAGAACGCAGAUUGCACCAAAUUCGAGGACAGUGAUGGCAAUUCUUGGACCCGUUGAAGUGGUAGAUGAAGUAACGGGUGGACUGAAGCUUUUAUAGUAGAAUCUUAAUUCAGAGUGGAUGCUUGUCCAUAACUUCAAAUAGUGGAGGGUCAAAAGCAAUCUCAGUUACAAAAAUCACAGCCUGCUACCAUCUGGAAAAUUUUGGUCCAACCAUUUAUCUGAUGUUAAAUUUAUUCUAUGCAGUCUGGUAAGAAAUUUAUGCUAGUUUUCAAUUUUCUUCUACUAUUUACGACGAUGAUGAUGAAAAUUUCCUGCUUGACCCAGUCAAUACUGAAUUCUGUUGUGAUUUUGAUCACAAUACUGUAAUGAAUUUAAACCCCUUACUGGAUUCUAAUUUUCAGAUAUGACUUGCCAUUCUAAAUUUCAAAUA